Messenger RNA from Python bivittatus (Burmese python), 1180 nucleotides. It is a transcript of the gene AMBP, whose product is annotated as alpha-1-microglobulin/bikunin precursor. Gene Ontology annotation, molecular function: serine-type endopeptidase inhibitor activity. The record is from RefSeq and is a predicted model, not a curated record. NCBI's taxonomy places the organism in Eukaryota, Metazoa, Chordata, Lepidosauria, Squamata, Pythonidae.
ACAGAUCAGAGUUGCCUUUAGAGGUCAAACAGAGCGGAGCUAACCCCAAAGCCAUGAAGCCACAGGCGCUUCUGCUCCUCUGCGCAGCCGUCUUCCUCUUGGCCAGCAGCAGUCCAGUCACUCCGGCUGACCACAUCCAAAUCCAGGAGGGUUUUGACGAAGCGAGAGUCUAUGGGAAAUGGUACGCCAUUGCGUUUGGCACAACCUGCGAGUGGGUGAAGAAAUACAAGGACCAGUACCUGAUGGGGACUCUGGUAGUGGGACCAGGGAAAACGAGCAGGGAGCUCUCCGUCACCUCCACAAGGCUCCGGCAAGGCACGUGCAGCCAGGUGGCUGGAGUUUACCAGAAGACCAGCACCCCAGGGAAAUACCAGUACCACGAUUCCAGAUGGGAGACACAGAUUGAGGGGUACGUGACUCGCACCAACUACGAUGAAUAUGCCUUCCUCACAUGGACGAAGAACAGGAACAACGGACACACCAUCACGACCCAACUUUACGGAAGGAGACCCGACCUGCGUGAGGAUCUGAUAGAGGAGUUCAGACAGUUCUCUCUGACCUUGGGAAUUUCCGAAGACGCCUUUUUCAGACUGACGGAAGCAGGCGAGUGUGUCCCCGCCCAGCCGGAACUCAGCCUGCAGAGAGACCGGAGGAGCACCUGGGAUGAGGAAGCAGGAUCCGCCGACGACUCCCUCUCAUUCAUGGGGGGCAACAGGGGAGAUUUCUGCCUGCAGCCGCAGGAUGCCGGGCCCUGCCUGGGGAUGGAGGCCCGCUUCUCCUACAACACCACGUCCCAGAACUGCGAGAAGUUCUACUUCGGGGGCUGCCGGGGAAACCAGAACAACUUCCACUCGGAGCGCGACUGCCUGCAGACCUGCCGGACGGAGGCGGCCUGCCGGCUCCCCAUUGUCCCCGGAGAAUCCUGCAAGGCUAAAUUUUGGGCCUUCGAUGCCAGCCAGGGCAAAUGCGUCACCUUCCAGGGCUGCGGAGGGAACGCCAACAAGUUCUACCUGGAGAAGGAGUGCCAAGAGUACUGCGGCGUCUUCCCCGGUGAUGGGGAGGAAUUCUUACGCCUGCCCACCACCCAGUGAGGUGCCCGAGGAGAGGAGGAGACUGGCGUGGUUUUCAGGCAAGCUUCCUGCCUAUGCCAGGACCAAUAAACGCAGCUGCUGGGACUGAA